AUGAAGCUUGCCCUCUACACCAUCGCCCUCGUGGCCAUCACCCAGGCAGAGGCCGCUCGCGUACCUCACAUGAAGCGUCAGCUUGACGACUCGCCCCUUGAUCCCGUCCUCAGUGCGGUCAACUCUGCUGUAGGCGAUGGGGCCAGCGCCUUGAGCAGCGUACUCAGCGUUGUCACUUCUGCAGCCUCGGCACCCAUCUCGAUCGUGAGCUCCGUCGUAUCCGACGUAGGUAGUGCGGCCUCGCCCGUGCUCUCAGCAGCGGAGCCUCCUCUCAACACUCUGGCCUCAGACCUCUCUCAAGUUGUCUCUAGGGUUACUAGCGCCGCGGGUCCUGUCUUGACGCCCGUGGAGAGCGUGGCGUCGCAGAUUGCCAGCCAGGUCUCUUCUAUCCUGCCGAACAGCGCCAUCAACUCGGUCCUGCCCAGCGGUGUCGUACCCCCUCUUGGCCUCGGAUGCUCCGCUCAGACGGACUGUGGUAACAACCUCCUCUGUCUGGACAACGUCUGUGUCGGGCUGGGUACUGGACCACUUACGCUGACUUGCUCAGCCGAUGAUGACUGUCAAAGUGGCUCGUGCCUUGGCGGAUUCUGUGUACCACUUUCGGCGGCACAAUCGUGUGCGCGGGACACAACCUGCGACCCAGACCAAAUCUGCGUCGAAGUCGCCGCAGCGGCUGAUGUGCAUGUUUGCCUGGACCGUCCCGGCAUGGCCAGUGCCACAUCUACCGCCUCUGGACCCAUCGAGACGGGCGUCUCCACGAACAGCAAUGUCCCCUCCUCUGUGGCUUCUACGGGAAGCAACGUUCCUUCCUCGAUCGCGUCUACGGGAAGCGGCGCGCCUUCUACGAGCGCACAGCCUUCCACCAUCUCCUCAACCUCUGUGACCACUUUUACGAGCACCUCGACUGGCCUCACCACGACCGAUGGUGAGGUCUCUUCCAUCACCGCGACCUUCACGGGUACCUCCACGGCAAUUGUCCCAGUCGGCACCAACAACAACGGCGGACACCCGCACCCGCACCCUCACCCUCACCCUCACCCUCACCCUCGUCCGGGAGGGAACGGCAGCGGUAACGGCGGGAACGGUGGCAACACGGGAGGCUCUUCAUCUGGUGGUAAUGGCGGACAGGGAGGCAAUGGUGGCAGCAACUCGGGAGGAGGGUCUUCAGGCGGCGGCGGCAGCUCAGGCUCCAACGGAGGCUCUGGCUCCGGGAGCGGCAGCUCGGGCUCCAAUGGAGGCUCUGGCUCAGGCGGAAACGGCUCAUCGCAAGGCGGCAGCGGCUCGAGUUCAAGCGGCUCGAACGGCAGCGGUUCAAGCGGCAACGGCGCAGGAGCUGGUGCUGGUUCUGGUUCAGACUCGUGCCCCAGCUUGUGCGAGCAGGCUCGCUCGUACGCCAACUCCGUCUGUGGCGCUCAGCGCCGCUGGGAGCUUUGA
This is a messenger RNA of Jaminaea rosea, 1434 nucleotides long. RefSeq lists its product as hypothetical. Bases 1 to 1434 code for a protein of 477 amino acids. The transcript has 2 exons. NCBI's taxonomy places the organism in Eukaryota, Fungi, Basidiomycota, Exobasidiomycetes, Microstromatales. The record is from RefSeq and is a predicted model, not a curated record.